AUAAAAAACUUUUUUCUAGAAAAAAAUAAAAAGCAAGAAAGUAAAAUAAAAUGGUAUUGUAUAUAUAAUAGUUUAAUCGAACUUUGAACUAUUUUGAUUAUAUCCGACGAAAAAACCCAUAACUUUGCUUUAUUUCUAGAAACGAUUGCAUAAAGGACCGUCUACACUGUAAGAUUGCAAGCAGUAAGAAGUGACCAAUCGAAAUCGAUUAUUUCAAAAACUGACCAACAGGAACUCUUACUUCUUAAUCGACGAUUAAGAACGAAGAUUACUACGUAAUCGACUUAAUUACAACCGUCCUGUGGACGGUCCUUAAUAGAUAGUCCUGUCAUAUAAACCUUUCUCUUUUUUUAUUUCAGAUUUGAUAAUCAAAUUUUCGAUAUAGUCUCAGGUUCUCUUCAAAAUGUCCUUGAUCUCACGUAAAUUCAUUCGAGAAAUGAAAGUAAAUUUCACUUGUUUUUAUGUAAUACAUCCGGUACCAAAAGCGAAAAUGUCUAUUCGAAGAUUCAUCAAAACGUGUUGAUUUUCGAACUCGCAUUAUUUUGCACAGGAACUCAAUAUUUGCAAUAAAGACAUAAGUAAAUAGACAAUUGGAUACGUAGAUGAUUGGAAGCAUGCUUUACACUUUCUCGAAACAGAGCGUUUCAUAUAUUCAUGACCGUAAUUUUAAUGAGACUCUUGGACAAAUUCGGAGUCAGUGAGAUCACACGCAGGUGAAGUGGCUGGCACGACGAGAAAGGCUUACGAGCCUCUUUCGAUUUAAUCAAAAUGUGCAGUGCGUUUCGAUAAAGAGAAAUGCGGCGCCAGAGUUUUGCAAUACACUUUCAAAGACGGAAGAGAACGUUUGCGAGAACGGAGGCGUUUCUAUCUCUUGCAAAUUUACGUACCUACGCAAUCUCAACAGAUAAAAGAGAAAUUAAGGAUGACGAUGAUCUUGGCCCGCGGCAAUGCUAAAACUAAAUUCCGGAUACACCAUCGACGAAAAAGUGGAACAAGAAAAAGUUUAACGACCAUACCCUACACCAAAUCGCUAUUGACAAUGAACUACUUAGAAAUACCGGUUUCUUGAUUCGACCCACUUAAUUAAUUAUCUGCAUUAUCGUGAUUGCUACUACGAUGAUGACAGGUAGCCGUUCUUAGAGUUUAAUGCUCUUCAACCGAUUCAGCUAUAAAAACAAUAAAACUAUUUACCUCGGAUACAUAGCAUGCAUCGGACGUAACAAGACGUAACAAGAUCAUCCAUCAUGAGCCAAGGAGAGCUUGACUGCUCGCGACAUAGAAUCAUCAAUAUAUAUAUAUAUAUAUCGAUAUAUAUCGAAAGAGAAAUGCGGCGCCAGUUUUGCAAUACACUUUCAAAGAAGGAAUCUUUUCAACGGAUGAAAGAGAAAUAUAUAUGCAUAUAUAAACUGGAUUAUUGUUUUGAGAUGAACGUGAAGAUGAAACGUAGAUGAACAAAAUCCGGAGUAUCUUUCACUGAUUCCUAUAGCCAAGGGCAAGGUUAACGAGAAGAUCGGAACGCAGCACAUUGCCGUGAGACAACGCGGCACGUAAAUGCACGGAUUGGUUACGCAGCUGCUACCUGCUGAGCAUCACGUAGACACCAUAAAGGGAGAAAGUGCGCGAGUGAACUCGUCUCCCCCUGCUUCGGCCAAGAAAGCAAAGAGAAAGACACCGCGUAUCGUGCACGAAAGAGAGGAAAGUCCCAAUUCGUCGGUUCGAGAAAGAACGAUGUGCCGCGUGCAGUCACGUAGGCCAGAUCUUUGCUCGAUAAUGUUCAUUGCAAAAACGCGUAUUAAUGUCGAGCGAACUUAUUAAUAAAAGAAAAUAGAAAUUAAUGCGCGCUUUUUCAACGUGUUUCUCAAACAAAAAUGACACCAUCACACCGUUGAUCACCAAUCGAGGGAAAAAUAUAUUUACUUAAAAUAUGAACGUUACAUUGCUUCGCUGCAUUGUUUUCCUGCAUUUUACAUUUCAUUAGCGAUUACAGGUAUGGGGAUUCAAAUAAAGCAUUACAACCUUAUUUCAGAUAUUUUUCAAAUCAUAGAUGUACAUCGAAUUAACUAUAGAAGGUGUCUUUCAAGUGAAAAUGGCCAUCAAUCGCGGUCAAAAGAAAAAUAUGUUCAACAAAAUAAAUGUUACGUUAUUCUGCUACGUUGCUUUUGCUGCAUUUUACGUUUCAUCGGCGAUUACGGAUACGGAAGUUGAAGUAAAGCAUUGUAACUGUUUCCUGCGUCCAGAUUUGUGCCAAAGCACAGAUAUAUAUCUGAUUAACUGCAGAAGAGGGGCAAUCACACUUAAAAUGUGACGACACACCAUGUCAAAAUUAAAAUGAACAGUGAAGUAAGAAUGAAAUAUAAAAUAAGAAAAGGAUGAAGAUUUGGAAGAAUUCAACAGGCAGCGAGACAUCAACAGGUACGAAAUCUGCGAGGUAGAUUAAUUGAAAAGUAAAUUGCUAGAACCUAGAGCAACAUGAUUUAGAACAACGCACUUUACGGGGUCACGUUUUCGUGCGAUGCUGGCAUUGAAAGUAUGAACUGGGGGCUCCAACAGGUUUUCACUCUGUCCGUUCACCGCAGUCGCUACACACGGCAGUCUGGUUCUUACCGGCGCUAGUUUCGUUGCCAUUUUACCGGUUUAUCAUCGACUAGUCGCACAUUUCUGGUGAAGUUGAAGUUUAUCAAGCAAGACUAAUGCAGUAUCACGCGAGUCGCGGAGCAGAUUGCGACAGGAUGACUGAAGUGUGAUCGCUAACAUCGGGAAAGUGUCGCUAACGUCAGGAGAAAGUGUAAUAGGUAACGAUAUACCGUGUGAAUCAGGAAAAAAGAAGAAUCUAUAAGACGAUACUGAGAAAUCGGCACGGAAACACAUCGCGAGUGACGAAUUAGUAGACACGUUAGUAAUCAGUACGAUGAUUGCCGCGAGAAAAUCCUGACGAUGACGUCCGCAUUCGCGAGCGUACUACGCGCUGGACGAGCUGAAGAAACUCUCGCGUAAGAAUUAAAACGUGAAUCCUGUGGAUCACGAUCGAUGAAGAGAAAAACGUAUGCGCGAAUAGAAUGUGAGACGGAAAUCGUAAAACGUAAUUUUAUUAAACUGCUUUUAGGAAAUUAUAUGUUCGCAUGAGCGAGAUAUCGCACAAUAAGUGUUGGGUCUUCUCUGCUAUCGGAACGAAUCCGACAGACACGUCUCAAUAAAACUAAUUGACGAUUUAUUUUCAGAGGAGCCAUGGUUUCCAGUGAUGUUUAAGGGAACGCGAUUCUCGGGUGACAUGGAUUUGGACACUGAUGUUUGGCGGUGACGAUAAACGGAAAUGGCAGCGAUACUGGCCAGUUUGAUCGGCACUUCUGUACUUGGAUUCAGCUUGAUCCCACUGUUGGCGAUCGGUCUUACUAUUUACAGAUACAACAAUCUCGAUCCAGAAUCACACCCGCAAAAUGCACGAGAGCUAUUGCGAAUGUACGAUUUCGUAGUGGUUGGAGGUGGAAGUGCAGGUGCCGUAAUUGCUUCAAGGCUGUCGGAAGUUGGCAAUUGGACGGUGUUACUCUUGGAAGCUGGCGGUAACGAAAACGAAAUCACGGACAUCCCGCUGCUUGCCGGCUACAAUCAGCUCACAGAAUUCGAUUGGAAGUAUCAAACCUCACCACCCACCAAAUCCGCCUAUUGCCUCGCUAUGAUGGGCGACAGGUGUAGAUGGCCACGUGGGAAAGUUUUGGGCGGAAGCAGCGUCCUCAACGCCAUGAUUUAUGUUCGUGGAAACCGACACGACUACGACAACUGGGCUCGGUUGGGUAAUGCCGGAUGGAGUUACGAGGAAGUGCUCCCUUACUUCCUGAAAUCGGAAGAUAAUCGUAAUCCAUAUUUGGCGAGAACAGCUUACCACGAGACAGGAGGAUAUCUUACGGUCCAAGAGCCGGCCUGGAGAACUCCUAUGGCGAUCGCUUUCAUACAGGCCGGCCGGGAAAUGGGCUAUGAAAAUCGGGACAUCAACGGAUCCAAUCAGACCGGCUUUAUGUUGACGCAAGCGACGAUCCGACGUGGCAGCAGGUGCUCGACAGCGAAAGCCUUCUUACGGCCAGUGAGAAACAGACCGAAUCUGCACAUAGCGAUGUACGCUCAGGCCGUCAGGAUACUAUUCAACGCCGAGAAGAGAGCAACGGGCGUAGAAUUCAUUCGUGACAACGCACUGCAGGUCGUCAGAUGUAGAAGGGAAGUCAUCCUAUCUGCCGGCGCGAUUAACUCUCCUCAAUUACUCAUGCUAUCUGGAAUUGGUCCUAGCGAACAUUUGGCCGAAUUUGGUAUACCAGUGAUGUCCGAUCUGCGAGUUGGAGAUAAUCUCCAGGACCAUGUGGGCCUCGGCGGGCUGACCUUUCUGGUGAACGAGUCAAUUACUCUGAUGAGGGAACGGUUUCAGAGUUUCUCAGUGAUGUUCGACUACAUCGCAAAGGAACAAGGACCCAUGACCUCUCCAGGUAUCGAGGGACUAGCCUUUCUGAAUACUAAAUAUGCCGACAGGUCUGGCGAUUACCCGGACGUGCAGUUUCACUUCGCGCCCAGCUCUAUCAAUUCCGAUGGCGAGCAGAUCAAAAAGAUUCUCGGUUUGAGAGAUCGGGUAUACAAUACUAUGUACAAGCCCUUGCAUAACUUCGAGACAUGGUCGAUUCUGCCGCUCCUGCUACGGCCAAAGAGUACUGGAUUUAUCAGACUGAAGAGCAAAAACCCCCUGGUACAACCGGACAUCAAUCCCAAUUAUUUCACGCACAAGGAGGACGUAGACGUCCUCGUGGAGGCGAUUAGGCUGGCGAUGAAGGUAUCCAACACCAGCGCGUUUCAGCGAUUUGGUUCGAGACCUCACACAAUUCGUAUGCCAGGUUGCCAUACGUAUCCAUUCGACACGUACGAAUACUGGGAAUGCGCCAUGCGACAUUUUACCUUCACGAUUUACCAUCCGGUAGGCACCUGCAAAAUGGGACCACCCAGUGAUUCCACAGCAGUCGUGGACCCACGACUAAGGGUUUAUGGAGUGAAAGGACUCAGGGUCGCCGAUGCUUCCAUUAUGCCGAAAAUCGUUAACGGAAAUCCAAACGCUCCGACCAUAAUGAUCGCCGAGAAAAUGAGUGAUAUCAUCAAGGAAGACUGGCGAGUAAAGAAGAGGUCAGCCGCAGGAAGAUAACGGCCGAAAUUAUUUUUUGAUAAAAUCGUUUCACUGAUUUAUCGAGAAAUUAUUCACUCGUUUAUCGAUAUAAUCAAAAUUGCGAAUUAAUAUGUGAACGGAUGUAGUAAAAACUUUCUUCUUCUUUCUCAUAUUCAGGUAUUCCUGGAAACUUGGUUGAUGUAUAAAUAUUUUCUUUCCUAUAUGCAAUCUCUCUCUCUCUCUCUGGAGAGACGAAAAUAUUAUUCCAAAACAGUUAUCAGCAAAAGAGAAAGAGCAAUUUAGAAACACAUGUAUAAAGACAGUCAUAAAUAUGUUGUUUAAUAUUUAACGCGACUUGUUUAACAUCUUUUCUCUUUAUAGAUAUUAACAUUUGUAAUAUGUAAGUAGUAAUAAGUAAAAUUAACUUUCCAGUACAAGACAACAUGUGUUUUAUAUGUAUAUAUAACAGAAUAUUAGGGAUAUUCAGCGUAUCGGAGUCAUUAAACUAGAAAGUCGAAUGAAAUCAGAGUGGCGGUGCCAUUCUCUAUAACUGUAACUCUGCAUAAAAUGUGGGAAAUAUACUAAUUUAUUUUGUUAA
This is a messenger RNA of Ooceraea biroi (clonal raider ant), 5729 nucleotides long. Its product is annotated as glucose dehydrogenase [FAD, quinone]. The record is from RefSeq and is a predicted model, not a curated record. Gene Ontology annotation, molecular function: flavin adenine dinucleotide binding; oxidoreductase activity, acting on CH-OH group of donors. NCBI's taxonomy places the organism in Eukaryota, Metazoa, Arthropoda, Insecta, Hymenoptera, Formicidae.